This is a messenger RNA of Sander lucioperca (pikeperch), 6498 nucleotides long. It is a transcript of the gene gria4a, whose product is annotated as glutamate receptor, ionotropic, AMPA 4a. Bases 345 to 3011 code for a protein of 888 amino acids. The transcript is spliced from 18 exons. Gene Ontology annotation, cellular component: postsynaptic membrane; dendritic spine; AMPA glutamate receptor complex. The record is from RefSeq and is a predicted model, not a curated record. Lineage: Eukaryota; Metazoa; Chordata; Actinopteri; Perciformes; Percidae. Gene Ontology annotation, molecular function: transmitter-gated monoatomic ion channel activity involved in regulation of postsynaptic membrane potential; AMPA glutamate receptor activity. Gene Ontology annotation, biological process: synaptic transmission, glutamatergic; monoatomic ion transport; modulation of chemical synaptic transmission.
GCAUGUCCAGUUCUUCCAUGCAAGCUGUUCUGCCAGCUCGCCAAUCAUUCUAGCGAGUUUCCCCACUCAUUCUCUCCCCCCGUCUGUAGCUACAUGUGCACCGGACGCACAGUCCUCUCCUUAGCGGACACUGCAGGGGAAGAAACGAACAAGCCCACCAUGGAAUAGGAAUACUGCUGGACAAAACGGGGGAAAACCUCUCUCUUAUCUUCUUCUUUUUCCCCUUUUUCUGACGUCUUUUUUCUCUCUCUCUCUCUCUCUCUCUCUCUCUCUCUCUCUCUCUCUCUCUCUCUCGCUCUCUCGAUGUCUCUCAACAGUUUCUGAAGGGAUUAAAGGAAAGAAAAAUGAGGAUUACUAUUUCGUCUUGGCACUUUCUCGGGGUGUAUUCCGCCCUUUGGGGGCUGGCAACCGGGGCUUUCCCCAGCUCAGUGCAGAUAGGUGGGUUGUUCAUUAGGAAUACUGAUCAGGAGUAUACAGGGUUUCGACUAGCUAUCUUCCUUCACAACACCAGCCCUAAUGCAACGGAAGCGCCCUUUAACCUGGUCCCACAUGUCGACAAUAUAGAGACCGCCAACAGCUUCGCCGUCACCAAUGCAUUCUGUUCUCAGUAUUCGAGGGGGGUCUUCGCCAUCUUCGGCCUUUACGACAAGCGCUCGGUGAACACUCUGACGUCGUUCUGUGGGGCCCUGCACAUCAGCCUAGUGACACCCAGCUUCCCCACCGAAGGAGAGGGCCAGUUCACCCUGCAGCUCCGGCCGUCCAUCAGAGGGGCUUUGCUGUCACUGUUGGACCACUACGACUGGAGUCGAUUUGUCUUCCUCUACGACACAGACAGAGGUUAUGCAAUACUGCAGGCUAUUAUGGAGAGAGCGGGGCAGAACGGAUGGCAGGUGAGUGCUAUCUGUGUGGAGAGCUUCAAUGAGGCAGCAUACCGCCGACUCUUAGAGGACCUGGACCGACGUCAGGAGAGAAAAUAUGUAAUUGACCUGGAGCCUGAGAGACUACAGAGCAUCCUCGAACAGGCUGUCAGUGUGGGGAAACAUGUAAAGGGUUACCAUUACAUCAUAGCAAACCUGGGAUUUAAGGAUAUAUCUCUGGAGAGGUUCAUGCAUGGCGGGGCCAAUGUGACUGGUUUCCAGCUGGUGGACUUCAGCAAGCCCAUCAUUAUUAAACUGAUGCAGCGCUGGAACAAACUGGAUCAGAGAGAGUACCCUGGAUCUGAAAGCCCACCUAAGUAUACCUCAGCUCUAACGUAUGAUGGUGUCCUUGUGAUGGCUGAGGCCUUUCGCAGCCUUCGCCGUCAGAAAAUUGAUAUCAGUCGCCGUGGCAACGCUGGUGACUGCUUGGCCAAUCCAGCUGCUCCCUGGAACCAAGGAAUAGAUAUGGAGCGUGCACUUAAACAGGUGCGCAUUCAGGGCCUGACUGGAAACAUUCAGUUUGAUCACUAUGGUCGGAGGGUCAACUAUACCAUGGACGUGUUUGAACUGAAGAGCAACGGACCACGCAAGAUUGGCUACUGGAACGACAUAGACAAACUUGUGUUGGUCCAGAAUGAAAAUGUUCUGUCCAAUGACAGCACAUCGAUGGAGAACCGGACAGUCGUCGUGACAACCAUCAUGGAGGGUCCCUAUGUGAUGCUGAAGAAGAACUGGGAACUCUAUGAAGGCAACGAUCAGUUUGAGGGAUACUGUGUGGACUUAGCCUCGGAGAUCGCCAAACACAUUGGAAUCAAAUACAAGAUCUCCAUCGUACCGGAUGGGAAAUAUGGAGCCAGAGAUCCAGAGACAAAGAUAUGGAAUGGCAUGGUUGGAGAGCUUGUGUAUGGGAAAGCAGAAAUUGCUGUGGCCCCGCUGACCAUCACUCUGGUGAGAGAAGAGGUGAUCGACUUCUCGAAGCCCUUCAUGUCUCUUGGAAUCUCCAUCAUGAUCAAAAAGCCCCAGAAGUCUAAACCAGGUGUUUUCUCUUUCCUGGACCCGCUGGCCUACGAGAUCUGGAUGUGCAUAGUGUUCGCUUACAUUGGAGUCAGUGUUGUGCUGUUUUUGGUGAGUCGCUUUAGUCCAUAUGAGUGGCAUGCAGAGGAACCAGAGGAGGGCACAACAGAGCUUGGCCCCACCGACCAACCUCCCAAUGAGUUUGGCAUCUUCAACUCCCUCUGGUUCUCGCUGGGAGCCUUCAUGCAACAGGGCUGUGACAUCUCACCACGGUCUCUGUCUGGACGUAUUGUUGGAGGUGUGUGGUGGUUCUUCACUCUUAUCAUCAUCUCCUCUUACACAGCCAACCUGGCUGCUUUCCUCACUGUGGAGAGGAUGGUCUCACCCAUAGAGAGCGCAGAGGACUUGGCCAAACAGACAGAGAUAGCCUAUGGCACACUGGACUCAGGCUCUACUAAGGAGUUCUUCAGGAGGUCCAAAAUAGCCGUAUACGAGAAGAUGUGGUCAUACAUGAAGUCUGCUGAACCGACUGUCUUCACCAAAACCACAGCGGAGGGCGUGGCGAGGGUCCGCAAGUCCAAGGGGAAGUACGCUUUCCUCCUGGAGUCCACCAUGAAUGAAUACACGGAGCAGCGCAAGCCUUGUGACACCAUGAAAGUCGGGGGGAACCUGGACUCCAAAGGAUAUGGGAUUGCUACACCGAAAGGCUCACAGUUAAGAACCCCGGUAAACCUUGCAGUUUUGAAACUGAGCGAAGCAGGCGUCUUAGACAAACUGAAAAACAAAUGGUGGUAUGACAAGGGAGAGUGUGGACCCAAGGACUCUGGAAGUAAGGACAAGUCGUCCCAGGCUUUGAGCCUGUCCAAUGUGGCAGGGGUCUUCUACAUCCUUGUGGGUGGCCUGGGCCUGGCCAUGCUGGUGGCCCUGGUCGAGUUCUGCUACAAGUCACGGGCCGAAGCCAAGCGCAUGAAGGUGGACCUUAGCCCCCCCCACUGCCCCAGCCCCUCCCCCAGCACCCAGAAUCUAGCCACUUAUAGGGAGGGGUACAACGUGUACGGCUCCGAGGGGGUCAAGAUAUAGGGCUGUCUUUUUCUGAAGCCAUGCGGAACAAGGCCCGUCUAUCCAUCACAGGAAGUGUGGGGGAGAAUGGCCGCGUCCUGACGCCAGACUGCCCCAAAGCCGUGCAUGCUGGCCACGUCUCCCUCCGACACCCCGGGCUUGCAGUGGUCUCCUCCGGACUGCCCUGAAAACCAAAAACACCUGCCGUGCCUUAACGACACACAAGCAAACAGACUUUGACAAGGACACAUACAAAUACACACAUCCCACAUGCAAUCACACACUAUCAUUUUAACUCAUAACACACACACACACACAACAUGCACAUAAUUACAGAUACUCAAAUACAAAUACUCACAUUUUUACACACUUGAAUACACAAACACACACUGCGCAUCAUCAUCACACUUUCCUGCUGCCAUUGACUUAUUUUACAAGAGAUAAGUGAAAUUCAACUGUGGAGUGAACAGUGGAGUAAACAUACAAAGGACAACUAUGACUAUCACACUUGCCUGCAGCAUUCAUUUAAUUGUUUUUUUGGAGGAUACCAUCCUGAUAUCAACAAACCGGCAGGAAAGCCAGCACAGACUUACAUGAAAUGAACUAUGAGCUGUGAACAUGACCGCAAACUGAUCAUGAUGAUGAUAGUGAUAAAGAUGAUGAUCGCAGCUGAAGUAAAAAAACAACAACAAAACAACAGAAAAGACAACCAAACUCUGUUCCUGCUCUGUCUUCGUUGGACAGUGUUGGCCAAUGAGCCGCACGCCUUGACAACGCCUUACUAAGACUAUAAACAUUGUUUUCAUCAUCAUCAUCAUCAUGGUCAUCGUCAUCUCAACUUGCCUGAAAAGUGUGCCAGGUAUUAUCACCCUUAGAAGACCAGAAAACUGUAAGCUUGAACGUUCGGACUGUGCAAACCCGCUACUUUGCCAUGGAAUGUUCAAACUGAAUGAAAAUGCUUUCUUAUUACGCAUUUGGAAAGAUUUCUCGCCCCAAAACCAACGAGAUAACCAGCCAAUAUAGAACAGAAGUAACCUCGAAACACAGUGACAGUGUGGCUGAUCUCGGCCACAGAAUUCACAGGGGUUUGUAAAGAAAAAAAGAAAUAGUAGUAAUUAACAAAGUACUUCAUCAACAGCAUCAUCAUGACAGUAGAAAUGCUAAAUAGCAAAUUGAAGAUUACUUUUUGCCGGCGGGCAAAGGCAAGGUUUAAACUGUAUAUUCAGUGAUGGAAAGAAAAAAUAAAACACAUGGUCAGAUCUCAAAUGGCUACCUAACAUAAGUGAUUCUCAACCUGAAUGCUGGGACCUUAAAUAAGAAUGACUGCUGCAGGAAAUAGGAAUAAAUAUAGUGUUUAAACAUUUGGGAUCAAACCUUUAAAUUGUGGAAACUAACUCUGCCUCCAUGUCCUCUUGAAUAAUUAAUCCAUAUAGCAGGGCAAUAAAAAAAGCAAAUCAAAGUUCAUAAUUCUUUGCAUGUUUUCCCACAGUGGGCUGACUAUAAACCAUUUGUUUCAAGGGCCUUAAUAAGGUUGAGAACCACUGGUCUAUGCUGUUUGCGCUUCAUUUGACUUGAACUACAGGUAUACUUUUCAAUUUCUCUAAAAGUAAUGACUUUUAACGGGCAGUUUGGUUGUCAUUUGAGAUCUUCAGUCUUUUCCAGUGGCCGUAGAAAGAUACCAUAUCAGAAAGCUUGCUUUUUAAAACUGUUGUAAAUAACUGCGUAGCAAAACAGAACUCACCUGUCUUUUUUUAAUCAUCUUAGAUAACAAUUCAUUGCAAUAAUGAAUAUAAAAGAAAAUGCCACUACUUGUAAUUAAGAUCAAUUUUUUUAUAAAUCUACAUAUUAUAUAAUACAAAUAAAUAUAUAUCUAUAGGUCUAUAGAGAGCUAUAGAAAACAUUGAUCACAGAUUGUCAGAGGCCAUGGCAUACAUUCUGUUAUAUGGCUGUUUUUUUGAUAACUUGAGAAUAUUAAUAUGCCACAUUCUUUGUGUGUCCUGCUCAACACUGAAUGUCCAUCUGGCACUCACACGGACACACACGUAGAAAUGCACGCACACACACAUUGUUGCAUUCACAGGGUCAGCUCAGAGUGAUCACUCCAGCACCGUGAGAGGUUCAGACCAUUUCAUUUUUGCCUGUCUGUCUGUUUCACUAGUGUUUUUACCCCAAAACAGUCUGUUGUUGGGCUGCAAAGGCCCCUCGAAACAGCAUGUAGAUGCCAGUAUUCAACACUGGAGCCGAUAUAAUGAGAAGACAUUUAGGCAGGCCUCCAGAAAGGAUGGGCCACAGCAAUUACCGUACUGUAGGGAAACAAUGCUGUCUGACAUUUGGAAAGUGUAGCAUUUGCGUGCAUUUCAUAUCGCCUCAGUGCUUUUUGUUAUUUGUCUUCUCACCAGAUGUUAGUCAGCUACAAAUGGAAAUCCAACACAAGUUCAAACUGAGCAGGGUUUGCACUUUUUAGGGACAUGUUUGGAUCAAACAUGCUUGGCAAGAGCAAUCAAUCAAAUGUUUAAAAUCUGUUACAUACCGUAUGGCAGCCUGUUUUGGCGCAUCCACUUACUGCCAGCCUUGGGGAGAGGAAAUAUACAUCACAUUAAUAUCUAAGGAAAAAUUAGGAAAAUAAAAAAAAUAUAUUUUUAGCGAUUCACACCGGUGCAAUUUUACUUAUUUUGUUGUACUGUAUUACAACUUAGCAUGGCGGUGAUGCUUAGAGAUUGUCCUACCUCCCAUCUCUCAAAUAUUCCUUGCUCCUUCUCUUGUUUUGUCUUUCCAUUCCCCUCUUUCUGCUUUCCUCGCCCCUCCUGUCCCACUGUCAGACAGAACUCUCUGUACAAAGUGCAUCUUAGCAAUGACAAAUUACUCUAUUUUCUGCCCUGACAAAUCACAAAAUAAUGGAAUAGAGAUGAAUUGAAAACUAGAAACACAAACUUACAAUCUGAGUUUCUUCUGGCUCUUUGUUCUGAAUAUUGCGUACCUUUUAACCUCCAACAUUUCACACAAAAAACUGCCACUUCUUUGUUAAACUCACACAUAUCUCAUCACGCAUCAGUCCUGCAUCAGUUGUAUCAAAGUCAAACUCAACAGACAAAAGCAUAAAUAGUCAAUAAUAUCUUAAAACCUCAAGUAUCUCAAACAACAACCUUCUUCAUGGCUGAAAAGAAUAAGCUUCCAAUCACCUCCUCUCAGCCCAGGGGAUUAGUGCAGCAGUAGUGCAGCAAUCCAACAGGAGAGAAAUAAUGAAAAUAGUGGGUUUCUGCAGUGGAUUCAUUUGUGAAGAGACAGUUGACAGAGAUCUAGCUAUCACCACACCAGACACACGAGGCAGUUAAACUGUACAUGAUACUUAUGUGUUUAUUUCUUUGCCAGCUCCAGCACAUAAGGUUUCAUGCAUAGACAGCAAAAAGCAGACUGCUGGGCUGUCAACACUCUUUAACAUUGUUUAUUUCUUCCUUUGUUUCUUGUCUUUCCAUUUGGCUUCGUUUUCUAGUAAAACAUCAAUGCUGAA